AUAAUAUAAUAUUCCGGGCCAAAUUGAAAUAAGGAAGAAAUUCACUCAAUGGACACCACAAAGAAGUGUGAAUGUUUUUCUUCUUGAUUUAGUUGAUAAAUCCUGAUUUUUGUUUCAAUCUUUCUAUAUGAGAAGUGAUGUGUUUGUAUACAUUGAAAUGUAUAGGUAUUAUGUUCAAUAUUGAUUUAUUUCCAUGAAAUGAGCAUUACUCUCGAAAAACGAUCACAUAUAGUAAUACGAAAUUAAUAGUCAUAUUACAUUCAUAUAUUAUUAUGAUACUCAAAAAAUAUAAAUCAUAUUCUGUAACGAUAAGUUCAAUUCCAUGUUUGGGGAUAAAGAAUAAAUUCCCAAAAAAACACCACUACGCUCAAAAUGAUACCAAUCAUCCAAAAAGAGAAUGGUGCUUCAACUUGCUGCAGAGCUAGUCUUCUAAGACCUAUUUCUUCAACCUCAAAGUCUUGAACCUUCUGCAUCAAUUUGGAUGCAAAACCAAAUGAUCUCAACUCCAAAAUUCUCAUUCCGAAGGAUCUGGUGAAGGGUGAAUUCUUACGGAAUAAAUAGACAGCAUAGCUGAAACUUAGAGCUUCCGGUAAUAUAAAAUAUGAUAAACUUUCAUUAUUAGGGAACAAAUCUGGAUUCACAUGUCCUCUGACUACACCGAAUGCUACCACAAAUGCCGCAUUGGGUUUUUGAUACCAAAGAACAUCUCUUAAUUGGGUAUGGUUGACUUCUAUCAGCUGGCCUCUGAAGAGAGAUGGGUUACCUGUCAAAUUCGACAGGUUGAAGGAAGUGUAAACUGGUAUUCUCGAUCGUUUCAAAUCUUCUAGAUUCCUUAUUCUGCGGUCAUAUUCAACGAAUUGCAUCAAAUUGAUCAAACGACUUUGGAAUAACACGUUCAAUAUCAAAGAUGACCAAAUCCAAAACGUCACAGUAAACUUCAGUAUAUCUAAGUACUUGUGAUAGCGUUGAACUGCAACACCUAGGAAAAUACCCCAAACGUCUAAAAAAAUACUUGAAACAUUCCAGGGCAACUUGGUCUUUGAAUAAACUAUUAACUUCAUGGACACCACAAGUAUGCACAUACUGAUUAGAACGGCAAGCCAGACUCUUCUGAGGAGUAUGUUGAUUAGAGAAUGGCUCUGGCUGAUCUUAUGAGGUUUAGGUAAAAGAACCUGAAGAUUAGCAAUAUCGUUGAAUUCAGAGAACUCAAUACCUUCAAAGAAAGUUGUUUGGUAAUGUCUAACAAAGCAGAAAUCAGUUUUAUUAUGUAGUAUAUCUUGAACCGCACCUUUGUAUCUUGUUGUUUUUGGUGGUUCUACAACUUGGUACGUAGCGUUCACUUGCCUCAUCAAAAUAUUCAGGAGUGUUAAAUCUCUGCCAAUCCACUUAUUACGUGACCACCACUUCUUAUUUUUCUUGAGUAGAGGCCACUCCUCAAAUAGACUGACCCUUAGUUUAUAUCCAUACAAAUUUCUGAGUUGGUUACUAAAAAUCGUGGAUUUAUUCGGAGAUACCUCAUAAACCUCUUGAAGGAAUGGGUUGUACCUUUUCACAUGGAGCUCAUCACUGAAGUAGAUUAUGAUGACGCGAUGGAGACCGUAACCCCACAAACGUCGUAGAAGAACUGGAACUUCCAGUUCUUCUUCUUCCUUGAUCGGGCCGCAGAUUACCAAAACAACUGGAGUGUAGACUUUGAAAGCUGCCGAAGUGAGAAGUUCCAGUAGAAUUUCAUCGAAUCUCUUCAUAUUUCUGAGGAAGAUGUAUGUCAAACAAGGAUUCAUAUUUUUCAGGAUAAGUUCGGAAAAACCUUGCUGGAACACAAUUAAAGGUACAUCGAUCUGUUCAGAAAAACGUCGAACCAUAGCUUUGGCUUCUAGCAUGUGACCUGUGAUCAGGAAAGUUGUGGAUUCUCCAAAAAUCGUAGAAUGUUUCAGAUCAAUUUGGAUAAUAUAUUUCAUUAUCGCUUCAUUAACAAAGGAAAACUCUGGUAUUCUGAAUAGAUUAUUUCUACUCAGAACUGAGACGAAGAGAAAUGAAAAAGCGACAGAUAAGACUUUUAUUAUUAGAGCCAUUUCGGUGGUGUUUUUCUAUAACUUGCAUUAGAAAACGCCUGAUUUCUAGUUGCAUUUUCGUUCAAUGACAACAUGUGAAUAUCAAAUCGAAAGAUUUAUACCCCAUGUUUAGCGAUAAUGCAACAGAUAUUAGAGAGUAUUUAAGGGACGAUCGCUCUUUUUUAUUUUUGGAAUCGAUAACAGAUUAAGGGGUAAUAUGUCCCGCAAUAUCGAUUACUGUCAAUUUUUUCAUAACUGAAAUGGUGACGAAACAUCAUUUAGUUAUUAUUAUUUGGUUUUUAAUGAUAUUUUCCAGUUUAUCAAUUCGUUGAAUUUAUCUAAAAAUUUGAAAUGGGAGUUAUAUCAUAUUAUGAUGAAUAUCAGACAUUUGUAUCAUUUGAACAUUUUGGUGCAUCUUCAUUAAACACAAUUCAAUUCAGUAGAAGAAUUAUAAUUUUUGUUAAUCUAUAAAACUAAAACAUCUUUUUGAAACUACAAAACAUACACGUAUUAUUUUUGUCAAAAGUUUAAUUUCAUAUUAGAAUUUUGAGUAAAUAAUUUCAUUUAUUGGUAAUAAUGAUAUGACGUCUUUUCUAUAAAAGCAUCUACAAAAUAAAUUUACUAUAUGAAAAGAUAAGUGAUAGUCCGCUUUAUAUCUAAUCUCUGAUUCAUGGAUACUAAACAGCAUUAAUAUGAUUUCAAGCUCAACUUAAACGAAAGAAGAAAAAAAAACUUGCAGAAAAGAAUUAUUUUUGAUCAGGUAAUCAAUAAUACCCCAAAAAAAGAAACACUUUAUCCUCCUGAAAUUUAAUGAGUACAUUCAAGUGAUCAUUUCACAUAAUAUACAAACUCUAGUGCAAUAUAAUCUAAUCUGUUGUUAUGAUAAUAUUGGGUAUUAUUGUUCAAUAUUCGCCCCAAACCAAAGCAAACAACAUGAUAUGUUUGGAUACCGAGCGUCAAAGCUGUUUCAGGAAUUAUCGAAUCAAUUUGAUAAAUUCUUAUUAGUUUUUUCCAAAUAAGCCAAAAAUUUUUGGGCUGUCCUCGUAACGAAAUAGAAAAUAAACUUGUUUUGGUUCGAACACUGACAUGUAAAGUUUUCAACCUCAAACGUUUAUUUUCCAUACCAUCGCCAUAUUAAUCUUGUAUCGAUAUUAUAACUUGUCAUAUUAGGAACCUGAAAACGUUUUAUAAUGAUUGAUCCAUAAACACAUAGAAAGGAAUUCCUUUUAGUUCUUCUUUGCGCUUUGUUGGUAGAAUAAUGGAAAUCAGAUACUGUUUCCUAUUUUAUAUCACAAGUUCGAUAAUAUUUUCAGUACUAACCGCCGACAUAGUCGAAGAAAAAGUACCAGAAGAUCAUGAACUGAUGCAGAAUAUUGUUCAGUUCAUUGUUGAUCACAAAAUGAUAAACCUAUUCCAUAGAUUUGGCUCAAGAGUGGUAGUUUUAGAUGGAAAGAUGAAAGCAACAAUGAUGUUUGAGAUUCUCAUCAAACAUUUACCAGUACCAACAGUCAUAUUGAAAAAAAAUGAUGAAAUUAUCAACUUGAAUAGGAUGAUUGCUCCAUCCAUUGCAUUCAUACUUCUUGAAGAAGAGAAAAAAGUUAAACAUGCUAUUGAACAUUUACAGAACUCUAAAAUGCACCAAACCAACACUCCUACUGUACUGGUCAAGCUAUCUAAGGUUGGAGUUUAUGAGCAAUUCGAUGUUCUUUCCAUCAUGAGAACUGCAUGGAGUUUGGGCCUUGUUCGAUUUUUAUUCAUAUACUACGAAACAUCGAUAAUAGCAUUAUCCUAUAACCCUUUUAAGGGCUCAUUGGUUGAUGUGUCCAAUAAGACUGGCAAUGAUAUGUUUCCUAGACAUUUGAAUAACUUACACAAAUAUUUGUGGAAAGUAAGUCUCUAUGAGGAAUGGCCUUUGUUGUGGAAAAAACCUGGAUCACAAACUUGGAUUGGAAGGGAUUUUACAGCACUAAAAAACGUGGCAAGAAUUAUGAAUGCCUCCUUUGCUGUUGUGGAACCACGCCGAAAAACAGGAUAUCAGGGUGCAGUGAGAGACCUACAGGAGAAGAAGGUAGAUUUCUGCUUUGUCAGAAGGUUCAAAGAAGAAAAAAUUAAAGGUUUUCGUUUCGUCGAUACCGGUUCUUUAUCUAGCCUGAAUGUUAUUGUUGGUAAACCAGCUCUUGAAGAAUUACCUACUUCCGUUAUAUCAGUUUUCUCUAAGGAAGUUUGGCUGUACCUUGCUAUAUCCAUGGUUGCUGUCAUAACAAUUAUGAGGUUGUUAGCAAAAAAUGAAAAACAUUACUGCGUCUUGAAUACCAUUCUCGAUAUUUGGAGGGUUUUACUCAACCAAUCGCUUCCGAAAAGUGUGUGGCCGAAAUAUACUACCAAGAUAGUUUUGACUGCUUGGAUUUGGUCCAGUCUGAUCCUAACUUCAUCCUUUCAAUCUCGUUUUAUACAUCUCAUGAAAUAUCCACAUAUGAAAAUUGGAUUUCAGUCGUUGAAAGAGCUUGAAAAGUCUAAUAUUCCGAUCUACUCAUCUUUCAAUUAUGUGAAAAUGCAAGGAGAUAGAGGUUAUUUGCAACACCAAAUGAAUUUGGUCGAAUACGAAGAUAUUAUAAGAAGACUCGACAACCCACACUCAAACUCUGCUGUUGUGUUGCCGUUUGUUAUAGUGAGAGGAAAGACAACUGCGGAGUUUCUUAGAUAUUUAGAUUCUCGCAACAAAGAGAUUUUGAAAGAAAGUUUGGUUAGAGGUUACGCUGUUUAUACCUUUCCAUCUUUUUCGCCAUUCUACAGCGCUAUUUAUUUGGCAAUUUUGAAACAAGCAGAAUACGGAUUAGCGUAUAAAGUUCCAAAAUCUUUGAAACAUGGGCAGACACAUAAGAAAGCCAUUAAAACUAGUUUUAGUCUCAAUAUGAAGCAUGUUUUAACAACCUUCUAUGUCUUAGGCGUUGGUCUCAUUGUGAGUCUGCUACUCUUUAUUUUAGAGAUUAUCAUUGGAUCGAAUGGUAUUAAAAGUUGAAAUAACAAUAUAAAAAUUUAUUUAAAAAAUAUAUUAUAAAAUAUGAAUUUCAUAUACUGGAAUACUUGUUAUUUUCCUACAAGGAAAUAAAUUAAGGGAAAUACAAUACAUGAUAUUAGAUUAAGUGAGUUAUACAGUAUAAACUAGG
Molecule: messenger RNA, 5218 nt
Organism: Harmonia axyridis
Lineage: Eukaryota; Metazoa; Arthropoda; Insecta; Coleoptera; Coccinellidae
Exons: 2
Coding region: 3310-5070 (586 amino acids)
Cellular component (GO): membrane
Molecular function (GO): ligand-gated monoatomic ion channel activity
Source: RefSeq, a predicted model, not a curated record